AUGCCACGCUUGCAGGUUCAGGCGCAGCGCCAGGUCUGGGCCCUGGAUUUCGACGGUGUGGUCUGUGACUCGGUGGGAGAGUCGGCCAUAGCUGCAUGGAAGGCCUCUGCGCAGUACUGGCCAGAGAUGUUUGCCAGGCCAGAGGUGGUGGCCAGGCGACAGGAGAUCAUCGACCAGCUCAAGGUCGUGCGCCCCGUCGUGGAGACCGGGUACGAGAACCUUGUGCUGGUGCGGUGCCUGCUGGCAGGAGUCGACCCCCAGGCCAUCCUCAAAGACUGGCAUAAACUGCUCGGAGAGCACAUGCAGCUCUGGGGCCUGGACCGCUCCGAGGUGCAAGAUCUUAAGGCUCGGGGGCUGCUCGCUGCCUUUGGAGGCAUGCGUGACCAGAUGAUGCAGGAGGAUCUGGCCGCCUGGAUCGACAUGAACGACAUCUACCCCGGCGUCGCCGAGUCGGUGCGGCGGCUGGUGGCCGACCACGAGGCCUACAUCGUGACCACCAAGCAGGCGCGCUUCGCGGAGGCCAUCCUGCACCGCCUGGCAGGCGUGGACCUGCCCCCGGAGCGCAUCUUCUCCCAGGCCGAGACGGGUGCGCCCAAGUCGGAGAUCCUGCACCUUCUGGAGGAGAGGCACCCCGGCACCCAGUACCACUUUGUAGAGGACAAGGCGCUGACCCUACACAAGGCAAGCGCCAUGCCGCAGCUUGCCCACUGGAACCUGUACCUUGUGGACUGGGGCUACAACACGCAAGAGGAGAGGGAGGUGGUGCGGCGGCAAGACCGCAUCAAGCUCAUCUCCCUGGAUGACUUUCAUGCCCUAGCCUGA
Auxenochlorella protothecoides is the source of this 822-nucleotide messenger RNA. RefSeq lists its product as hypothetical. Gene Ontology annotation, biological process: SNARE complex assembly. Gene Ontology annotation, cellular component: lytic vacuole; endosome. NCBI's taxonomy places the organism in Eukaryota, Viridiplantae, Chlorophyta, Trebouxiophyceae, Chlorellales, Chlorellaceae. The transcript is spliced from 5 exons. Bases 1 to 822 code for a protein of 273 amino acids. The record is from RefSeq and is a predicted model, not a curated record. Gene Ontology annotation, molecular function: SNARE binding.